CAAAAUUAUUCAAAUUAUGCAAAUGCAUAAAUUAUAGUCAGUAGUUUCUAGAAAAUGGGUAAUAAUAAAUGCAGUAAAUCAAAUUGAUUUUUAACUUGCAUCUGAUGUUCUGUGCGACGCACGCAAUGCUCAGGAUGAAGGGACCGAGCUGGUUAUUUCUCCUCGCUGCAAUCGCUUGCCAUACUAGUCACGGCGCAGAAGAGGUAUAUGAAAUUGCAAAAGAUGUAUAUGCUUUUUUCCCCGGAGGCGAUUACCACUCCAUGUUCAUUGUAACAACAGAGGGGGUAAUUGCUAUUGAGCCAGUUAGUACCGACCAUUCUACAAAGAUGCUUGCAGCUAUCAAAAAAAUUACUAACGAAACUGUCAAAUACAUGAUAUACAGUCACAACCAUUUGGAUCAUUCAAGCGGUGGACAGGUUUUUAAAGACGCCGGUGCAGAAAUUUUAGCGCAUAAAGAGUGCGACGUGUGGAUCAAAUAUAACAAGGGUGCUGACCAGAUACGACCAACAAAAACGUGGGAUGGAAGUAAUUAUACGAUAACAAUGGGAGGUUUCACCCUGCAGCUUCAUUAUUUUGGUAUGAAUCAUGGUAGGGGAAUGACCGUGUUUUUGCUUCCAGAUCAAAAGGUAGCCUACAUUGCUGAUCUUGUUGUGCCAAAUCGAGUAUUUUUUACAAUCGUUCCUGACUACAAUAUCAAACAAUGGAUGCGUACCUUAGAGAUACUUCUUAAAUUGGACUUUGAUCGAGCCAUCUACGCCCACAACAUGAAGCCCAACGCCAUCGAAGGUGGAAACAAAACCGACGUUCAGUUAACCCUCGACUACAUAAAUGACAUCAGGAAUGGCAUCUUUGCAGCGCUUAAAAGAGGGGAGAAUGCAUUCUUAAUCCCAAAAACAUUGAAACUACCCAAGUACGAAAAAUGGCAUUUUUAUAAGCAGUGGUUAACGAUGAAUAUCUGGAGAAUUUUCCUUGAUGAAUGGAUGGGGCCGUAUCCAUGGAGACCAUCCAAUGAGAGACCUGGGACGACCAAUUAGAAGCACUCACUCACACGCUGUUAUCAUCCUCAUUUUCUUUUAUAAAAUUCUGUAAUCAACAUAUUUGUAAUGCACUUUUAGUAUAAAUAAAACGUUGGUA
Hydractinia symbiolongicarpus is the source of this 1134-nucleotide messenger RNA. Its product is annotated as 2,4-dinitroanisole O-demethylase subunit alpha-like. Bases 105 to 1034 code for a protein of 309 amino acids. The record is from RefSeq and is a predicted model, not a curated record. NCBI's taxonomy places the organism in Eukaryota, Metazoa, Cnidaria, Hydrozoa, Anthoathecata, Hydractiniidae. The transcript has 2 exons.